Malurus melanocephalus (red-backed fairy wren) is the source of this 315-nucleotide messenger RNA. Its product is annotated as hemoglobin subunit beta-like. The transcript has 2 exons. The annotation marks the transcript as partial. Gene Ontology annotation, biological process: hydrogen peroxide catabolic process; oxygen transport. The record is from RefSeq and is a predicted model, not a curated record. Gene Ontology annotation, cellular component: blood microparticle; haptoglobin-hemoglobin complex; hemoglobin complex. NCBI's taxonomy places the organism in Eukaryota, Metazoa, Chordata, Aves, Passeriformes, Maluridae. Gene Ontology annotation, molecular function: peroxidase activity; organic acid binding; haptoglobin binding.
AUGGUGCAGUGGACAGCCGAGGAGAAGGCUCUCAUCACCGGCCUCUGGAGCAAGGUCAAUGUGGCCGAGUGCGGCGCCGAGGCACUGGCCAGGCUGCUGAUCGUCUACCCCUGGACCCAGAGGUUCUUUGCCACCUUUGGGAACCUGUCCAGCCCCACRGCCAUCACUGGCAACCCCAUGGUCCGUGCUCAUGGCAAGAAGGUGCUGACCUCCUUCGGGGAAGCYAUCAAGAACCUGGACAGCAUCAAGAAAUGUUUUGCUCAGCUGAGCAAACUCCACUGUGACAAACUGCAUGUGGAUCCCGAGAAUUUCAGG